UUCUUUUUUUUCUUUAUUAGUUACUAUUUAAAACUCCCAGAGCCACCCGGCCCAUCACGACUUUCCUUGUUCAUCGGCUUUAAUUCACAAGGGUUCUUAUUGUCCUUGACGGAUGUACAUAUUAACAAUAUCUUCUACCUAAUCCAUUGUUGUCAACUUUUAUAAAACACAACAAUACCAUUCGGUAUCUCACAUUUUCCUUCAGCGCCGACCUUUCGUCAACCCUCUUUUAUUCGACCGUCUUUACUUCUUCUACCUUCGUUCCACCGAUUUCGAUAAAUCUGCCAGCCAGAUCCCCGGUUUACCAAAGAAACAAAAUAUAGAUUCGUAACAAGCUGCUGGCAGUCUCAACAGUUGGUUUCCCAUUUCUUAGAUUUCCAACUAUGCCGCCUAAGUUGCGCAACGCUAAUGCUUACACUCCUAGGGACACGACCCUAGGUAUCGCAAAAAUCACCGACAUCAUGGGCUUCAAGUCUAGUUCCGGAUUCCAAGGCUCCGCCUUCAUUAUCCUCCAGGUCAUCCGUGCUUGCAAUCUUGCCGUUCUGUUGGCCGUCAUCUUCGUCUCGGGUAUCAUGAUGUUCUUCGCCAAGAUGCCCAACGGCUUCCAGUUCUUCAAUGACGUCUCCCUCGCCUUCGUUAUCGCCGUCGCCGGUCUCCUGUUCUGGACGGAGCUACCGAUCAAAAUGGGUAAGGCGAUGAUCAAUCGAAACUGGCCAGCAAUCGGCGAAGACCGCGGCUUCACCUGGCUCGGCAUCGCUAUGAUUCUUAUGGGAUGCCAUCAUCUUGGUGCGCUCAGCAAUGAUACUUACAACAACGAGGAUGUACCAUUCCAGGUUUGGCAGGCUAUCAUGGCAUCCGGUAUCAUCGCAAUCGCGUUUGGCGUUACUAACGUCAUUGCCUCGCUCGUCUUUAGCAACAGGGCGAGCGGCGUUCAUGCUCGAGAGGUCCGCAACAAUGGCGCGACUACCAGAGAUGUCAACUUCACCGAAGAAUACGACAGCUACCGAAGCAAUUCGAUUCGUAAGGAAAAGGCCAAGAGUAGAUUUUCCAUCUUCAACAGGGGCAAUUCCAAGCCCAAGAUCAGCCACCCGAUUACUCAUGAUGUUGAGUACGGAGCUUGCGAUGACCAGCUCCCCAUCGACGACCGCAGCAGUCCUAUAAUUCCCGAUGUGAAGCGCCCCCCUACUGCUCUACACCCUGCCUACAAUGCCGGAUCAAGAUCUAGCCGGUAUAGCGAAGCAAGUCAUCUUGAUCGUUUUGGUGAAAAUAGGAUUUGAAACGAACUGGACGGGGUGCUUAGUCCACAUACUCUUAGCAUAAGGCACGGUGUUCACUGAGAUGAGGCGUUUGGUUUUGCAAUUUCGGAUAUACCCAAAUUAUGGACAGCGGACAUUUUGCUUUAGCUUUUACUGUAGCAUACAUUAGUAACAGUCAUAAUUAGGUUAGGUAGGAAAGCGAUGCAAUGGCAGGUAUUCAAUUUGAUUUUUUUAAUUUUACACUACGCGUUAUUCAUAAUCUAACGUGUGUACGUGACUUGGAUUAGGUAGAUUAAUUGUG
Molecule: messenger RNA, 1557 nt
Organism: Daldinia vernicosa
Lineage: Eukaryota; Fungi; Ascomycota; Sordariomycetes; Xylariales; Hypoxylaceae
Exons: 1
Coding region: 384-1277 (297 amino acids)
Source: RefSeq, a predicted model, not a curated record